Molecule: messenger RNA, 5225 nt
Organism: Anopheles darlingi
Lineage: Eukaryota; Metazoa; Arthropoda; Insecta; Diptera; Culicidae
Gene: disp
Product: protein dispatched
Exons: 10
Coding region: 234-3977 (1247 amino acids)
Source: RefSeq, a predicted model, not a curated record
GCAUUUAUGAAGGAAAAGUGAACGGAAUGUGUGGUAGGGAAAGUAUGUCCGGUCGGUGCAGCAAAACAGAAGGUGCACCGUAGCCUCGCCCCGCAAACAGCAGCAACUGGUUGGUUGAAGUCCGAGACGGUCCGGGACAGACUGCAUCAUCUAGUUGGCUUUGAGUUUAGGACACUUGGAUUUUUCCUGAAAUUUCCAAUCAGCACAGAUCUCGAUGUGCAAUCAUCAGCAUCAUGCAGUGGUACUACAAGCUUCAAGCCCGCCGUCCCCACCUGGUGCUGGCAGGCGUCGCAUCGUUCUCUAUAACUUGUAUCGUCGUCGCCCUGUGCACUCGCAAGCUGCCCAACUUCGAUGAUCCUACUUUAGGUUUCGAGGCACGCGGAACCUCGAUCGGCAAACGGUGGACCGCGUGGCGCAAUCUUCUGGAGGAAACUUCGUCCUCCGGGCGAUUGGUUGCCAAUCCCAAGGAGUUAACGCUUGGCACCGUUACCAGCACAAAGCAGUGGAACCGCGCCGGUGGAACGUCGUACGGUCGGAAAGCGGAAAAAGCAGGAAAAUUUAAAAAGAAAGAUCCUUCCGGCGAAGGAAGAAAAAAAGGCUCUUCAAAAGGUCAGAAUACCAGCAACAAGAGCACACGCCGGACCGAGGAGACAAUUGCCCACAACCACACAGAAUCGAUUGCCAGCACCGGCAUUGGCGAAAUUAUUAGCUUCCAGGAGUACGACAAUGACACAGAGGAGACACAUAGGGGCCGACCAGAGGUGUGGGAAUAUGGCCACAAUCGAACGUAUUAUGCCGAAGAGGUCAGCAAGAAGAUGAUAGCAGGAAAGCGAGAUAAUUGGAAUUCCCUGCGAAAGUUGAGACCUCCUCCCGAACCCAUUGAAAUGCACAUUCCUUCCGAUGGGUUUUUCUGCGAAUCGCCUAACAAAGAGUAUGCCCACCUGGUGGUCCAGCGUAUUAAUUACAAUCUAAACGAGACGCUGUUCGAAUUGAACGCUUUUCUGGCGCUGUGUGAGCUUGAGCAACGUAUCGUUGGUGUCCAGCAUUACGAGGACAUUUGCCAGCGUGAGCUGGCGUCCGGAGAUAGUUGCUGUAGGCCAUGGUCCAUCGUAAAUUACGUUACCUUUCUCUCCAACAAAUCCUCCUGCUUCGAGCUGAACGAGGAAGACGUUGCCAUGGUAAAAACGCUACUGUUCGAUUGCUUUCCGUAUUAUCGCAGCAUGAAGUUGAGCAACGACUGCUUACGGUUUAGCUGUACGGCACCCAGCGAAUGUCAGCAACACAACGCCGUGUACAACAUUCUGCACUAUCUGGCAAGCUCGGAUUUCAUUCGACAAAACGAAUCGGCUGAAUUUUUAAAUGCCACCAUGAUUUUCCUGCCAGUCGCAAGGAGCACGAAGUCAAUGGAGUUUUACCACAGCAUCAGCCAGGUCAAUCUAGCUAACGAUCUGGUGUCGGUUGUUGCUAUGGAUCUUGGCCUCAAAAAUGCUCUGUUUGAUGAAUGUUUACUGCGCGACGGCUGGUUGAUCGGGCUGGGAGGUAUCUUUAUAGUGCUUUGCAUGUGGAUCUACACCAGUUCGUUGUUUGUCACGAUCAUGACCGUGACGGCGGUUGCUUUUUCCCUCGGCAUAGCGUACUUCGUAUACUCGGUCAUAUUUGAGCUCACAUUCUUUCCCUUUAUGAACCUGCUAGCGGUGAUUGUCGUUGUCGGUAUUGGGGCAGAUGAUGCUUUUAUCUUUUUGAAAAUUUGGAAGUGCACUAUUGCCGAUCGGAUGAAGAAGGCGGCGAAUGGUAACGGUAUCGUCAUACCGGUGGUACCGCCAACGACGCUUACAUCGCGAUCCAUCGGAGACGUCGGUGACAUUCCCGAUACGCUAGUAGACAUUAUGGGUAGCACACUGCGCCAUGCUGCUCUAUCGAUGCUCGUAACCUCGGCAACGACGGCGGCAGCCUUCUACGCCUCGUAUGUUAGCUCCAUUACGGCCGUAAGAUGUUUCGGCAUCUUUUCUGGCACGGCUGUAAUGGCGAAUUAUUUGCUGAUGGUAACCUGGCUGCCGGCUGCCGUUUCGAUUGCGGAACGCAUUUCUUGCUUCUUGCUGCUCAAACCAAUCACACGAGUAACAACGGCUCACCGUUGUAGCUUAGCGCCACCAUUCGUAGCAUUCGCUCGCUUCAGCCGGCAUGUGGAAGACACCAUCAUUGGGUUGGUGGUGAACAUGCCGCUACUUUGGAUUGCUCUGUUAGGUUCGAUUGGUAUACUUAGCGGUGUAUUGGUGCUGUACUGGCCAAAGCUGCGGCUGCCAGAUUCACCCGAUUUUCAACUUUUUAUCAGCAAUCACCCAUUCGAACGGUACGAUAGUGAGUUCAAGGAUAUGUUUUGGUUCGAGAAGAUGUACACCACGACGGAAAGCUUCAAAAUACCACUCCGAUUCGUGUGGGGCGUACUACCAGUCGACCGAGGGAACUUUCUUGAUCCGGAGGCCCGUGGUAGUCUCUACUUUGACGAUACCUUUAACAUGAGCGCCCCGGAAUCGCAACGCUGGUUGCUGCAGUUCUGUCAACGCAUCAAGAACCAAACCUUCUACCAGACAAGCUACGGAUUGCUGUUGCCAAACUGUUUUAUUUUUAACUUUAUCAACUUUAUGGCCCGGCGCUGUAACGAUUCGAUGGGCGAGAUUGAUCGCACCCCGUGCUGCGAAGUGUCACCGUUUCCCUUCACAUCGGACGUCUUUGAUCAGUGCCUACCGGAUUCGAUAUCUUCGCUGUACGAAACACCGAGGGAAUUUUUCAUUCCGGGCGUAGCAGGACCGAAAUUCGCACGAAGCUCUUUUGUAAUCGACAAUGCUAAGGAGCAGCAGACACGAGAAGCGACAGGGAAGACCGACAAGAUGGUGAAAGCCGUCGUGAUCGAGUAUGAAAGCACGCAAAUCUUUAGCAUGUCCUACACGGAGAUCGAUUCAUUUGUGCGCACCGUGGAGGCCUGGCUGGCGGAACAGCUGCUGGACGCACCGGCUACGAUGGCAAACGCAUGGUUUAUCAGUGAGUUGGAAUUUUUCGACCUCCAGGAUACCCUGUCAACCGGUACGCUCGUAGCGAUCGCUAUGGCCAUGGCCGUCGCACUGCUCGUGCUGAUGGUCGUCACGUUGAAUGUGCUGAUAUCGCUUUACGCCAUCGUGACCGUUACCUUCACUAUACUGACGACGGUGGCCGUUCUGGUGUUGCUCGGUUGGAAGUUGAACGUGCUCGAGAGCGUUGCCGUAAGCACGGCGAUCGGGCUGGCGGUCGACUUUAGCUUGCACUACGGGGUGCACUACCGGCUAUCGUCCGAACCAGACCGCCAUUCAUCGACCCUUUUUUCCCUUCGCCGUAUGUUAGGUCCCACGGCGAUGGCAGCCAUUACGACGGGCAGUGCGGGCGCCCUGAUGCUGCCAUCGAAUGUCUUGGCUUACAUACAGAUUGGUGUGUUUCUCGUGAUCGUCAUGUCAAUCAGUUGGGUGUACGCUACGUUCUUCCUCAUGAGCUUGCUGCGAGUAGCCGGUCCACAGUACGGGUUUGGUCAGUUCCGGUAUCCGAAGCUGCUGCUUGGUGGUACUGGUAAUAUUGCACGGAGUGACGGAGCUAGCAGUAAGCUAAGCACUGAGCUCGAUGCCGAUACUCCAGGGCCUGUUCAUCGACAUCAUCAUCAACAUCAUCAACAUCAGGGUAUCGUUACGGAGCAGUUGCUCUCCAAUUCUAGCUCGGCUGCCGGUGAUCUCGUUGGUUCCGAGUCGCACGAACUGGAUUCAUUAACAUCAAACUCGCUCAUCAAACCGAACAUGCUCGACCUAGCACGACCGAUCAAUUUUGACCGAGCGUUCCGCAAACAGUAUUCCCUACCGCGAGAACAGAGUCCCUCUACGGCCAGUGCAAUUACGAUGGUACUGCCAGAUGAUGUUGACGUGCGAGUUGUAGGUACCGGUUCUAACACUGGUACAUGAGCGCAGUGAUCCUCAUUCUUUACAAUAUGGGUUUUAACAAUCACCUGACACACCGAAGCGACAGCUGGGAAGAUGUAGUGGAAGAAGAAAAAUGUUUCACACAAUAUCUAGUUCAAUGUACUUAGAGAUGGAGAGAGGAGUUGAAAUGGUAGUAUUAUGUAGUAGCAAUGUAGUAGUUGUGCACCACAUUUUGCGCACUAAAAGGAGUGGAGAAGAGACGAACCAAAAACAGGAAAUUCCAUCUUUCUCUCCUAACAUGGUCAUGCGCGGCGUAUGACUAACUUGCCAUACCCCAAAUAGUAGACUACUCCUGCGCGCCGGUGCAAUACAAUGAAGCCAAUUGACAAAUACAAUCGUAAAGCCGAGCCGUCGUUAGUCUGUUACUGUUAUCCUGCCAUGCUUUGAGUAGUCUUUCCUUGGAUGAUCCCCAUUUGUAACGGGAUUGCAUAAUCGUCCCAAUGGGUCUUUGUGGUCUCUCGUUUCGACCAUGGCAACGAGUGGAACAGGCUCACAGAGCCUAAGCGAUCUAAUUUCUCAUACUGUUGUUCCUCGAAGGGAUCGUCGGCGCGGAUUCAGCUCUGUAGGCUGUGGUUGCAAAGAAGAUGAACUCGAGAAUGCAAGUAUUUCAAUGCCAGCAAUCCGCAUAGCUGUAGAUCUCGAGCCUCGAACGAAUUCGCAGGUAACGGCUUCAAUGCGGUUCGGGACUUAUUAGUAGAGAUGCGCUACCAUACCGACCGUACAUAUGCAUGUUGUGAAAACAAUUGGUGGAACCACUUUGUGAUAUACAUAUAUAUACAUACAUAUACAUAUACAUAUAUUACAACAUAUUUGAUUAUUGUUGGAAGAAACAGGUUUUACAGUGUUAAGCUAUAUGAUAAAAAUUGAAAACGAAGGUCCUUAGGGAAAGGCUCAAAUAGAUCGUACAAAAUGGUGAAAUGGCCGUAGAGAGAUGAGAGAAAUAUUUUAAACUAGGAUUGGAAACUGUUCGCUCAUUUAUGCUAUAGGAAGCCAGGGCAAAUCAAAUAAGGUCCCAUGUUCGAUGCAGUGAAACACGGACCAGAAGCACUGGAGUGGUGGCGAUAAAAUAAGAAGAAUAAAACAUAAAACCACCAUUUACUCUUCCAUCAUCGGUUUAACGGUGUUAGCACAGACAGUAUAUUUGCCUGCCAAUAUGUAGCAGCGUUUCCACUGCCUACUGAGUUCAAAUCACAUCCGAUACUAAAACCUACAACCCAUUGCAAAAUAUGU